This is a messenger RNA of Neltuma alba, 1679 nucleotides long. Its product is annotated as protein trichome birefringence-like 3. Bases 1 to 1542 code for a protein of 513 amino acids. Gene Ontology annotation, cellular component: Golgi apparatus. Gene Ontology annotation, molecular function: O-acetyltransferase activity. The transcript has 6 exons. The record is from RefSeq and is a predicted model, not a curated record. NCBI's taxonomy places the organism in Eukaryota, Viridiplantae, Streptophyta, Magnoliopsida, Fabales, Fabaceae.
AUGAUAAGUGAGAGACAGAGAGAGAGAGAGAGAGAGAGAGAGAGAGAGAGAGGUCAAGAUGUUAGCCUUCUAACUUAUGCCUCAACCUCCAUUAUACUUUAUCAUUACAUUAUUAUAUUAUCAUUCAUAAAAACAACAAAAUCACACUAUGCUUUAACUUCACUCCUACUCCAAUAUCCCAUAAAACCUCCCUCCCUCCUUAAACCCUUCUGUGCAUUUUCCUUUAUCAUUCUGUUUUUGUCCUGCAAACAAGCUUCUCUCAUUCUCUUCCCCAUAAUGAAACCUCCAAGAGGAACACUGUCUUUGCCCAUCAUUUUUGCAGCAGCAUGUGUUCUUGUCUUCAUAGCCAUUUUCUAUGCAGAGGGAUUCAGGUCUUUCUCUUCCAGUUCCUUCUUCAAGUUCAAAUGCUGUCAUAAAAGGAAAGCCACCCCAAAAUCUAAUGAUAAGAAAGCAGAGGAGGAGGUCGGGUAUUCCUCGUUUACAGAUGAUAGAUUCGAGUUUGAUGCAGAAGAAUGCAAUGUUGCCAAUGGGAAAUGGGUAUUUAACAGAUCAAUAAAGCCUUUAUACACAGACAGAAGCUGCCCAUAUGUAGAUAUGCAAUUCUCUUGUACAAAGAAUGGAAGGAAGGAUUCUCGAUAUCUCCACUGGGAGUGGCAGCCAGAGGAUUGUACCAUACCUAGAUUCGAUCCAAAGCUAGCCCUCAAGAAACUUCGGGGAAAGAGGCUACUAUUUGUAGGGGAUUCACUGCAGAGAAAUCAAUUUGAAUCUUUUGUGUGUAUGGUCGAAUGGAUCAUUCCUGAUAAUCAGAAAUCUAUGAACGAGGACCGUAACCAUCCAGUCUUCACAGCCAAGGAAUAUAAUACUACUAUUGAGUUCUACUGGGCCCCGUAUCUUGUGAAUUCCAACACAGAUAUCCAGAUAAUUGGUGAUCCAAAGAAAAGGAUAAUAAAAGUAGAUUCAAUCACAGAGCGUGCCAAAAACUGGACAGGAGUGGAUAUCCUGGUUUUCAACACCUAUGUUUGGUGGAUGAGCGGCGUCAGGAUUAAGUCUCUAUGGGGCUCAUUUGCCAACGGAGAAGAAGGGUAUGAAGAAUUGGAUGCGCCAGUGGCUUACAAGUUUGCUUUAAAGACAUGGGCUAAUUGGGUGGACUCUACUAUUGAUCCAAACAGAACCAGGGUCUUCUUUACAACAAUGUCCCCUACACACACAAGAAGUCAAGACUGGGGCAGGAAGGAAGGAUUAAGAUGCUUUAACGAAACAAAACCAGUAAGGAAGAAGAACCAUUGGGGAACUGGUUCUGAUAAGACCAUGAUGAGUGUGGUAGCCAAAGUGUUGAAGAAGAUGAAAGUUCCCGUACAAAUCAUCAACAUCACACAGAUAUCAGAGUACAGGAUUGAUGCUCACUCCUCAGUUUACACCGAAAAUGGAGGAAAACUAUUGACAGAAGAGGAAAGACUUGAGCCUAGCAAUGCUGAUUGCAUACACUGGUGUUUGCCUGGGGUCCCAGAUACUUGGAAUCAAAUAUUUUUGGCAAUGUUGUAACAAAUAUUAGCAUAUAGUAAAUAAGAUCUUUAUCUCUCUCUCUCUCACUAAUACCCAUUUGAUAAUCUGCGUAAGGACAACCGUAUCUGUAAAUAAUACCAUUUUCAGAUAGAAAUUUAUCAAAAUAUUUGAAAUCA